Molecule: messenger RNA, 3108 nt
Organism: Xiphias gladius (swordfish)
Lineage: Eukaryota; Metazoa; Chordata; Actinopteri; Istiophoriformes; Xiphiidae
Gene: dbpa
Product: D site albumin promoter binding protein a
Exons: 5
Coding region: 4-1128 (374 amino acids)
Biological process (GO): regulation of transcription by RNA polymerase II
Cellular component (GO): nucleus
Molecular function (GO): DNA-binding transcription factor activity, RNA polymerase II-specific; RNA polymerase II cis-regulatory region sequence-specific DNA binding
Source: RefSeq, a predicted model, not a curated record
GUUAUGUCAAGGCCUCUCACUCAGCUCUUGCCGCCGGAUCUCCCCGCAGGGGCCACCAGCCCCCAGUUCGGGGCCAGCAACCCGGCUGGCAGUGGCCCCCAGGGUGGACACCUGACCUCCAUGACCAACCUGAAGUCCCUGCUCCAGCUGCCAAUCAAGACCGACCAGAGAGGCACCAAGGACUGCUGCGAGAUGAAAGACAAAGACAAGCCCUUGGACUCUGAUGAAGACUCAUUGGGUGUUAACGCCGGAGGGCCUGGUGGGGCGGGAGGAGCCCCAGGCUCCGGCGCCCUGCGACCCAACUCCCAGUCAGCCUUCCUGGGCCCGCUGCUGUGGGAGAGGACCCUGCCGUGUGACGGGGGGCUGUUCCAGCUGCAGUACAUGGACCUGGAGGAGUUCCUGACCGAGAACGGGAUGGGGAUGCACAGCAAUGGGCCCAGCUCCACCAGCGCCCAGAUCCCCUCCCAGAGUUCACAGUCAGCGGUGCCCAACCAGAGCUCCCAGUGCCCUCCCACCUCUCCCCCACCCUGCUCCUCAUCUUCCUCCUCCAUGUCCUCCUCAUCCUCCUCUUCCUCGCUGCUGGGACUGGAGACCGUCCAGCCACAGCCGCCGCCCCAACAGCAGCAAAGCAUGAUGGGAGGCCCCGAGUGUCUACAUGGUGGUCAGUCGGUGCCUCAGGACCCAUCGCCCUCUUCUACCUGCCCUCCGGCACCCCCCGGACCUCCGGCGGCCGCCAACGGCGGCAGCGACAUCCUGGUUAACUUUGACCCCGACCCGGCGGACCUGGCGCUGUCCAGCGUGCCGGGCCAGGAGGCGUUUGACCCGCGGCGGCACCGCUUCAGCGAGGAGGAGCUGAAACCUCAGCCGAUGAUCAAGAAGGCCCGCAAGAUGCUGGUCCCCGACGAGCAGAAGGACGAGAAGUACUGGAACCGGCGCGUCAAGAACAACGAGGCGGCGAAGCGCUCGAGGGACGCCCGGCGACUGAAGGAGAACCAGAUCUCGGUGCGCGCCGCCUUCCUGGAGCGGGAGAACGCCGCCCUUCGCCAGGAGGUGGCCGACAUGAGGAAAGAGCUGGGCCGCUGCAGGAACAUCAUCAACAAGUACGAGAGCAGGCACGGAGACUUGUGAGGCGGAGGAGGAAGAAGGAGGCGAAGGAGGGGAGGGGCAGGAGGGGAAGAGGAGAUAAGAAAAGGGUACAAGGCAACCCAACGACAUCAGCACUUUAGUUGAAGUGGCGAGGGGGAAGGCUGGCGUAGAUCUGCAGUAAGUGCCGUGCAACACUGGGCGCAAACACGAAAAGUGUGUUUUAGUGUGUACGCUGUGCUUCAGGAUGUCACGACAGGAAAGUGACGCACAGUGACGCCAUUUUUUUUCCCGUCUGACUCUUUGUAAAUGCUGCUUCGCUGAAUCCACACGACGUACUGUAUCACCACCUUGUGUCACCCCGGCAGCUUACGUCACCCUCGGUGCUGUGCUUACGCCCGGUGUCGCACGGCGUUUAUGCAGGUAGUGCGUCCUAGUGCUACUCCGGCCAGUUCAAACAGGGUGUUGAAUUCACAUUAUGCCAGUGAAAUCUCACUUUUUAAGCUCAAGGCAUGGACACAAGCCAGGAGAGGUCAGAUGUGUAAUUUUUUUCUAUAAAUAGGACAAAAAACAUGUAUAUUUUUGAACUGGGCAGGAAGGCAAGACUAGUCCAGCAAAGAGGAGGAGGAGGAGGAGGAGGUGCAGGGUUUUCGUCCAUAACGCAGAGAUUUUGACAUAGGAUUAUUGUAUAUUUUUCUAUUAGCAGAGAUAGUCAGGAGGAGGAUUUUGGAGAUAAUCUUUUGUAUAUUUUAUAUAUGGGGCGGGGAGGGGCCGUUAGCUGGGCUGUUAGCUGGACAGUCACGGGGCCACACAAAGCGCUUUUCCUCCCAGCUGUUUAUCGCUAAACAACAAAUAAUCUAUUUUCGAUUUCACGGAGCAGGUUAGUCGGAGGCGGAGGCAUAACAGAGAAUGUAUCAUGGUUGAAUCAGGUAUUUCACACGGUGUGAGACGAGGCGAGGUAUCUUAGCAAAGAUUGUUUUUGGGUUAGGGGGCGUUGGAGCAGGAUGGUGAAACAAAAAUUGUAUAGUUUUAAAAAAAAUUUGUGUUCGUUUGUUAUCUUUACGGGCUCGUUCAAGCACUUGAUUUGUUAUCUUCUAUUUGAUUCCGUGUCUGAUUUUGAAAUAAUCGCAGGGCUUUUAUUUUUGAAGAUGAAGGAGAAAAAGAGAGAGAAAAACAGGAAGUAAUUAUCAGAACAGCUGGAUGUGAGCAGAUGUUUGAGAAUAAAUAAGGUGGAGAAUUUCGCUGGCAGGUUUUUGCAUUCAGUUGGGUGGACGUGCACUGCUCACACAAACACACUCGGCCACACAAAAUGUUGAUAAUAACACAACACGGAUGUGGUCUUUCUCUCUCUAUUUACUCCUCAGUUUGUACAGAAAAUGCAAAAAUGAAAUGUUAACUGGUUUAGGGUGGAUUUGCCCAGAUCGAACAGUGACUGAAACCUUCAGCAUGCAGACACACAACAAAGAAACACGUAGACAUGCACAGUCCUCACCCAGGUUUUAACCCUUAUUGUUGUUGUUGAUGUUGUUAUGGACUUCUAUGGUGCUGAUCUGAUCUGAUCCUUCACCUGACGCACACACACACACACACACACACACUUUGACAUAAAUCACACACAUGCAAACACACAUAAUAAAACACUUCCACCAUCUCAAACACAGUACUGAACUGCCUAUACCCUUUCUUUGUCUUUUAUUCCUUCUUUUUAGUUUAUUUUUUCUUUCUUUUGUUGCAUAUUGUAUUGAUAAAUCGUAUAUAGAUUUACACACCAACACUUGUCUAUACCUCUCCUUCAAACUUUACCCAAUGAGAAACGAGAAAUGCACCCUACUGCUACUGUACCAUACAACUGUACUAUUGAAUAUUAAACUAUUCUCUCACUAGAUAUAUAUGUGUAUAUGAUAUAUGCUUGAAUUAUGUGAUUAUAGUUGUAAUAUACAUAAUUGAAUAUAUUACAGAAAAACCCAUUGGAAUCAUUUUGUCAGUUUUUUCUCAGGUGUUUUUGUCUGAGGUAUUAAAUACACG